This is a messenger RNA of Actinia tenebrosa (Australian red waratah sea anemone), 1635 nucleotides long. Its product is annotated as high choriolytic enzyme 1-like. The record is from RefSeq and is a predicted model, not a curated record. Gene Ontology annotation, biological process: proteolysis. Gene Ontology annotation, molecular function: zinc ion binding; metalloendopeptidase activity; protein binding. Lineage: Eukaryota; Metazoa; Cnidaria; Anthozoa; Actiniaria; Actiniidae.
GGGUAUAUAUUGAGCGCACAUCUUAGAGAUCUCAUAAGUCUUUGAUGAAGUUUCAAGAUGUACAACAUGAAAAACAUGAGGGCYUUUUUAGCCGCAGUUUUGAUUUUCGCAGCCUUUGCCGUGAUUUCUGGCAAACCACAAAAGAGAAACUGUCCUCACGGUCCACCAACCAUUGAUGAUGUUCCAGGUCCUCGCGGUCCACCAACCAUUGAUGAUGUUCCAGGUCCUCACGGUCCACCAACCAUUGAUGAUGUUCCAGGUCCUCACGGUCCACCAUUAAUUCCUAAUGAUGUUCAAGGCCCACAUGACAAAGAGACAAUUGAAGAUCAUUCAGAUAACGAUGAUAUGGUGACGAUAGAUGACAUGAUUCUGCCGCGCAAAGGAUUGAAUAUACUCAAGAAAGAUGGUAUCAUUACGAAGCGCCAGGCGUAUAUUUCUGAUGACGGGCAAGACUUCAAGUGGCCUAAAGCUAAUGGUGUGGCAACGGUUCCGUACACUGUUGGACGAGGAAUUGACACUGAUGUAUUGCAAAGAGCCAUUGCGGUGUUCAGUGCUAAGACCUGCAUUCGCUUUGUGGAACGUGAUGCCCAGAAAAACUACGUUAAGUUCCAGAUUCAUUYAAAGAAAUGCGGUGCACAGGUUGGCAAUGGAGAGAGCGGCGAGCAGAUCUGUUAUCUGACAAGUGGAUGUUCUGGAAAGAAAGGAAAAGUUCUGCAUGAGAUGAUGCAUAUUCUAAGCUUUCUUCACGAACAGUGCCGCCCGGACAGAGACAGCUAUAUCACCGUGCACACGGAUAGAAUCAAGAGUGGUUACUCAUCCAAUUUUCAAAUAUACAAAAGUAAAGACCUAGGUAUUCCCUACGACUGYGACUCCAUUCUUCACUACAGAUCCACUGCAUUUGCUGCAAGUCGUGSACAACAGACCAUAACAUCAUCACACUGUUCUCACCUGGGGAACGAUGACACCAGACUCUCUUUACUGGACUACAAAAGAGUUAACACACUGUACGGCUGUGGAAAACCUGACUACAAGUACUAUACCGUACGAGUGGUCACUUACUCAUCGUGGUGGUCUGGAACUGGAACCGACUGCUUUAUCUACCUGACUCUACAUGGAAGCCAGCAAACAUCUACAGAAUUUGAACUCGACCUUUCUACAAAUCCAUCAGCCAAUCUUUUCGAAUCAGGAUCCACUGAUACCUUCAAGUACAUGGCUUACCGGAAUGAUCUGGGCUCCAUAACUGGGAUCUCAGUCAGAAUGGUUGCUCACGGAUCAGGUCAAGCUUGGCGGCCAAACACGUUUACUAUCACCGAUCCAGACACCGGAACCUCUGCGACGUUCAAAAACAAAAACAAGCAAUGGCUCUACCCGUCAUCGACCUAUGGGACGAGCAACUUCCCGGCUCAGUAACAGGUCACAGUCAGCGGAUACAUAUUAAACGAUAGAUCUUCCAUUUCGUAUAGCGACAUGUUUUAGAUUUCGAUACAUAACAUAACAAGAAGGAAAAAGAUAAAUAAAAGGAGAAUAAAUAAAUAGAAAAUGCUUUUAAGGGAAAAAAUGAAACAUUUGUCUAGAUUUUAACGCUUAAAUAUUCAAUCAAUAUUGGCGAAUUUCAAUAAAAAAUUGUCUUGUGUG